GCUUACCAUUCUAAUCGUCGUUUACGGUUAUUGUAAUGACGCCUAUAAUUUACAAUUUAUUUUAUUUAACUUUAUUUAUCUAACAUUUUUUAACUUUGUUAUUUUUACAAGCUGUUACCACAAGAAACUUUACCUAGUGGUAAUAAAAAAGAAAAUAACUUUUUUUUAAUGUUAUCCAGUAUUAUAAAAAUGGAAUUUUGUUUGUGAUUAAUUUGAAAUUUGAAAAGAUUAAUUAUACUGUAUUUUGUUAUUAGUAGAAGAAAAUAUUUCUAUUAUAUUUUUAUUGAUCUCUAAUUAAACUUAACUGAACUUGAUAUAUUUAUUUAAUAAUGAGUCACGGUGAUUCUGAAGCUCAAAUGAAUUUGUCAGCUCUCCAAAGAGUAGAUCCAUAUGUAGAUAGUAUUGUACAGACAGCUGGACAUGUUGCAUUAUAUUCUUUUAAUGCAGAUACAAAUGCAUGGCAAAAAACUAAUAUUGAGGGUACAUUACAUGUAUAUACUCGUUCAGCAAAACCUCUACAUAGUAUUAUGAUAAUGAAUAGAUUGAACACUAAUAAUUUGAUGGAGCCUAUUGAAAGUGGUCUAGAUCUUCAACUACAAGAACCAUUUUUAUUAUACAGAAACAGUACAGGAUUGAUUUAUGGUAUUUGGUUUUAUAAUAAAGAAGAAUGUGCAAAGAUUUCUAAAAUACUAAAAUCAUUAGCAAAAAAUUUAAAUGUUAAACAUAAUGAUAAGGUAAAUAAACAAGACUCCAGUUCUUCAAAAAAUAUUGACCUUGUUUCAAUGUUGAGUAGAGCACAAGAAGAUUACAGAGCUAACAAAACAAGUUCAAAAGUAACUGAAACAACACCAAAAAAAGUUGAAGAAAAUGCACCUCCUCAAUGUGUAAUGGAUUUUUUUGCUAAAGCAGGAAGUGGAAAAAAUUUUUCAGAAGGACUACCAUCAUUGUCAAAUUAUGCAAGCACACAAACUCCAGCUUUAAAAGUUGUAGCUAAGGAUAAUUUAAUGCAUAAACUUAUGGCUAGUCCUAUUCAUACUGUAGAACAAAUAGAAAUGCAACAUCGAUCAGUAACUCCUAAAUCAGAUGUAGCUGUUACAACAUCUCCAGUUGUACGUGUAAAACCUGUAAACCAAUGUCUUUUUAAUAACAAUAAAUCUCGUAAUUUGCCUAACCUAAUUAUGCAUGACCCUGAAGAAAACAAUGUUCAUAUUCAUCGUAAUGGCUAUCAUCAACCAAAAGGCAAUCAUUUCAAUUCUGCAGGAGUUGAACAAUAUCUUAAUUCCAAUGAUUCAAUUAACAAAUCUGAUAUAGCAAUGGACUCAACUUCAUCAAUAAGUAAAGUUAUAGAAACACAAAUGGAAUCUGAAGAAUUAAUGCCACCAACAAGAUUUAUAAUGGAUGAUUUUGAAGAUGAACUGGUUACAUCUUCAGUAAAUACAAUGACACUUAAUGAAAUUAAACCAGUAGUACCUAAGUUAGAACCACUAACUAAAAAUCAGUUACUUCAAGCUUUUGAUUAUUUAUUGAAAAAUGAUCCAGAUUUUAUGAGUAAAAUACAUGAAGCUUAUGUCAAAUCAUUAUUAAGAAACUAAAAAAUAGAUCCUUAAAUAUUCCAUUACUUAAACAAUAAAGGACAACUUUAAAUAACAUCACUUGACAAAAAUAUUUGUGUAUUAUGUAAUUUUUACUUUUAUUGAAGUAAUAAAAAAUAAUAGGUUUCAAAAUAAUAUUUUUACAAUAUUACAAUAGCAGAGUGCUAUUGAAUACAGAGAAUUCAGAUACAUAUAAUUAUGAGAGUAUUCCACUUAGUAAAUACUUAAGUUUAUUUUUAACAUGUAGAAUAUAAAUUGUUUCAUUUUAUUUUUAGAAAAUAUUUAACUUAAAUUAUUUUCCCAAUAAACAAAUUUUAAAAUAAUUAUUAUUUUUUAUUAUAUUAUUAAAAAUUAUGUUACUAACAUAAUUCAUUAUUCUUUUACAAUUUAGAAUGCAUAUACAUUUAAAUUAUAUUUCAUCCUAAAUAAACAUGUCAUACUUGAAAAGAAUUAAAAUUUAGUACUUUCAUUAAUCUUAAGUUUCUUAAAUUGGCAUAUUUGUAUUGCUCCAAAAUGGUUUUUAAUUUCUCGAAAAUCCACCUUUUAGUUGUCACUGUUUAUUUACAUCUUAACUAAUAUAGAAUUGAUUUUGACUAAUUGGAUGCUAUUAUCUAAAUUAUUCAAACUUUUACUGUAGUAUAAAUUUCAAGAAUAUUCAUAAACAAAAAUAUUUAUAUCACAUAAAUAAUUUUUUUAUGUAAAAAAAGUAUAAUAAUUUUAUGCCACCUAAUUAUUAUUAUAUAUAAUAAUAGCUUGCAUAAACAGAAAAAAUUACCUGUCAAAUUUAAUGAUUACAUCUUCUGAUAUAUAUAUAUAUAUAUAUAUAUAUAUAUUUGUAUCAGAAAGAACAAAAAUACUAUAUCUGUAAUACUUCAACUUUUGUAAAUUUCAAGCAUAUACUAUAAUUAAAGUUACUUAAUCAGUCAUUUAGCAUAUAUAAUAUAAAUAAAAUGUUUGUCAGCCAACUAUUUUUUUUACUAAUUUUAGUCAAUAUAAUAUUUAUCUUAAAUUUAUUAUAAAAUAUGGCCAUUUAAAUAUUUUUUUUUUGUUUGAAAAAUAAAUUUUGUGUUAAUUUCAUAUUUAUAUAAAUAUUUUUUUAUUCUAAUUAUAUUAUUGUAAUGACUAGUAAUAUUUUCUUCUGUCUUAGCUUAAAUGAAAAGCUUAACAAUUAUUUUACCUUGUAUAUUUUAUUUAUCAUAUAAUUUUAAUUUUUUUGCUUACUUAAUUAUUCCAAUUUCCUUUUAGGCAAGAAAUAUAUUUAUAACUAACUUAUUUCAUUGAUUUAGUUAAUAAGUAAUGUGGAUCCUCAAAAGAAAUAAACAUAAAAUAUAUAAAUCAGUAACUUAACUUGAUAGAUUAAUUUAAUAAAUUUUGCAAAAGAAAUUUAACUUAUUGAAAGAAAUUACCUUUAUUUGUAAAAUUUAGAAUGCACCUGUUAAAAUUUUACUAUUUUUAUGUAUAAUGUAUUUUGUUUUUUUUUUAAAUUCAGAUGUACAAAAUGUCCCACUGUGAUUUACUAAUUUGAUAAUAUAAAAUAAUGUUAAAAUUGGUAAAUCUUAGUGGGUCACUCUAUAUACUUUUGUUUACAAUUUCCAUUAUAUAAUGUCACUUGAGUUAUUUGAAAAAUAAUAAAGUAAUGGAAUAUUUAGAAAUUGUGUUAAAAAAAUUAUUUUGAAAGAAUUGUUUGAAUUUUAUUGUAUAUUUUAUUUUAUAUUUUAUUUAAUAAUUUUAUUUAUACUGGACAAAAAGAAAAUUGUGUGAUUUACAAUAUUUAGAUAAAUUCUAUAUAGAAUUCUGCUAUUGAUUCCAAAUCUGGUUUUAGGUUUGUUCCAUUGCAUUUAGUCUCUGGGAUGAUUGGUAAUUAAACAAUAAUUACACUUAAAAUUUCAUAAGAAAAUUUGUUUUUUUCUUGAAACUCCAAAUUUGUUUUAAGUAUGUUAUAAAAGGGUUGUUCGAAAAUUGAGACUGCUACGAAAAAUUAUAUAUGUUUUUUAGUAUUGUACUUAAACUUGAUUAAAACAUUAAUAAAAAAAUUAA
Daktulosphaira vitifoliae (grape phylloxera) is the source of this 3629-nucleotide messenger RNA. Its product is annotated as mRNA-decapping enzyme 1-like. Gene Ontology annotation, biological process: deadenylation-dependent decapping of nuclear-transcribed mRNA; deadenylation-independent decapping of nuclear-transcribed mRNA; positive regulation of catalytic activity. Gene Ontology annotation, cellular component: P-body. Lineage: Eukaryota; Metazoa; Arthropoda; Insecta; Hemiptera; Phylloxeridae. The transcript is spliced from 3 exons. Gene Ontology annotation, molecular function: enzyme activator activity; mRNA binding. The coding region runs from base 330 to 1592 and encodes 420 amino acids. The record is from RefSeq and is a predicted model, not a curated record.